CGCUGUUGCCCCUCGCAACAGUCUGCUGAGGAAACGCUGGCUAGCAAACUUGUAAACAUCGAUUAAAUGUAGCGAGAAAAAGAAGCAAGAGGAAAUAAUGCGCAAAACAAGUACCGACACACUGUGGGAUCUGGCUGCAGAUGAGGUUCAGGCCAGAGAGAGAAGAACUGGACGUGAUCAGGACAUUGAUAAUGAUGAUAUUGAAGAAGAUAGCCAUGCUCCCUGUGAGAGGACUGUUUUCUUUAUGGGCAGUAAAACUGGGGGUAAAACAACAAUACUGUUCAGGUGUAUUGACAGAGAUGAAGUCCCCAAACCAACCCUGGCUUUGGAGUACACAUUUGGUAGGCGAGCGAGAGCGCACAACACUCUCAAAGAUGUAGCUCAUCUGUGGGAAUUGGGAGGAGGCACAUCUUUAUCAGAUCUUGUGCAGAUACCCAUCACUCCUCAGAAUCUCAGCACGUUGUCUGUGGUUUUGGUACUGGACCUGUCUAAGCCCAAUGCACUCUGGGCUACCAUGGAGAAACUCCUUCAAGCAGCUCUAAACCAAGUGGAAAAGGCAUUUGCUAUUACCAAAAGGCCAGGGGAGUCCAGACCCAGCAAACAGCUAAGCCAGAGCAAAGCAUUGCACAUUCUCCCCAAAGACCAUCCAGACAGAGAGCUCCUCAGCCCCUUUCCGCUGCCUCUUCUUAUCAUCGGUAGCAAGUUUGACAUCUUUCAGGACUUUGAAUCAGAGAAGAGGAAGGUGGUUUGUAAGACCCUGCGCUUUCUGGCUCAUUACUAUGGUGCAUCCCUUCUAUUCACUAGCACUAGAUCAGAGACUACGAUGUCUAAAGUCAAGAAUUUCUUCAAUCAUGUAGCUUUUGGAACUGAGAAAGGGAAGUACUUGUCUACAGACCACAGCAAACCUCUGAUAAUUCCAGCAGGCAUGGACUCUCUCAGUCAGAUCGGAACUGUCGAUGUUGAUCUUGGAACACUGCACGCUAAAACUCCACUGGACCUGUGGAAAAAGGUUUUUGAAAGGUUUUUUCCUCCAGAGAGCACAAACGAACGCAAAGAAGUGAAAGAUCCUGCCAAAGACCCACAGUACAGUGAACUUCUUAUAGAUGCCAUAAGAGCACAGAAAGACCAGGAGCUGGAGCAGUAUAAGCGAGAACAGGCAAAGUCAUGGAAAGGCCUGAGCCUGAAGUCCUAGAGCUGCAGGAACUCAUCCCAAAUCUCUACAUGAAUCGCACUUGCACAUAUACAAGUGCUUAAUGAGUAUCAACUGCACUGGUGGCUCAGUGGUAGAUGUUUCGCCUGCCAUGCGGAAGGCCUGGGUUUAAUUCCCAGUCAGUGCCUAAACCCCCCAGCCACUGGAUGCAGUGCCAGUCCCAAGCCUGGAUAAAAUGGGAGGGUUGCGUCAGGAAGGGCACACAACGUAAAGCCUGUGCGAAAAGUUGGAAAGUCCACUGUGGCGUCCACCUUGCCGGGAGCAGCCGAAAGAGAACAUAUUACAGUGGCAGGAAAUCAGGGGAAAUGGGCGAGCGUAAGGAUCUCAGCAGCUUUCACAAAAUGGCAGGUCUUGUUUGGUGUCAUGGUAUGCAGUGGUUAGUACCUACCUAAAGUAGUCCCAAGAAGUACAAUUGUUGAAUCAGUGACCACUAAAAGUUAACACUGACUUUGAUAAAAAUGUGUCACAACACACAGUGUAUCACAGCUUGUUGUGUAUAAGGCUGACUGAACUGAGUGCCCAUGCUGAGACCCCCUGGUUAGAAUCAUGCUUUCUUUUAUGUCAUGUAGCAGCAGCAGAAUGCAUAACAUCAUAAAGAUACAGGUCAAGAACUUCAGUUAUUGUUUAAAUCAACCAUGAAAAAAAUAAAGAAAACGUGUCAGUGACUUUAUUCGUAGCAGGGUGGGUAGAACCAGAUGGGUUGGUUUAGGUAUUUCAGAAAUUGCUGAUCUCCUGGGAUUCACACACCAUUCAAUGAAUUGUAUGGAAAGAUAAAAAAAGGGGGUAGACAGUCUGCAGGGCAAAAGAAACAGUUUCCAAAAAUUCAGAGCAGUAAAAAAAAGUAGGUUUGCACUUUCUGUAUCCACUAACAGAAAACAAUGAAUAAUAAAGGAGGGGGAAAAGUUGACUUUGCAAAAGAAAAAGUUUGGGGAGUUUAUGCAAUGAUCUUUGCCGAAUGACCACAAC
Messenger RNA from Clarias gariepinus (North African catfish), 2176 nucleotides. RefSeq names its product dynein, cytoplasmic 2, light intermediate chain 1 (gene dync2li1). The transcript has 14 exons. The coding region runs from base 98 to 1192 and encodes 364 amino acids. Lineage: Eukaryota; Metazoa; Chordata; Actinopteri; Siluriformes; Clariidae. Gene Ontology annotation, molecular function: dynein heavy chain binding. The record is from RefSeq and is a predicted model, not a curated record. Gene Ontology annotation, biological process: intraciliary transport involved in cilium assembly; intraciliary retrograde transport. Gene Ontology annotation, cellular component: cytoplasmic dynein complex; ciliary basal body; axoneme.